UGUUUUCUUUUUCUUGGAAAUUAGACAUUAUUUCUAUCUGUAUUCUUCUUCUACCAACAUUUAAAAGAAUGCUGCUUUUCUUUUUGUUGCUGUAGAUUCUCUUUCCCUGACACAAAGAUACAUACAUAAAUUUAACAGGGUUCAGUUGGCAACUGGCCUAGCCGCGCCUCUGUGAGUGGGAGGAAAAAAGAGCUAGGAUAAAUAGAUAACAGAUAGGAUAGGACCCUAGAACAAUAUUGUUCUGCGUUAAAAGCUAGCUUAUCUGAAGAAGCUCUUGUCUUGUGGAAGUUGGAACCCUUGGCAUACAACAUAUAUACCUAUAUGUGUGUGUGUGUGUAUGUGUGUGUAUUGGUCUCGGGGUUAUUUAGAGCGCUAGGAAGUUGCUUGUUCUUGAUCGAGUUUUGUUGUUAUAUUAUGAAAGCCAAUAAUACUGCUGCUUCUAUUUCCUCAGAAUCCAUACAAAACCAGGGUUCGUUUUAAAGGAUUGUUUGUGUAUAGAAGAAUAUCAAUAUCAUGUCAUCUGUGAUAGCACGAACAGGGCGGCAUCGGCAACGCUACGAGAACAAUUUUCGCCUUGUUUCUGGAUGUAUUCCUUACCGGAUGACAGAAGACGAUGAAGAUCACAACGGCGAUAUUGAAAACAGGAUACAAGUUCUUAUGGUUUCAUCACCAGACCGUGAUGACAGAGUGUUCCCAAAAGGCGGAUGGGAGGAUGAUGAGACUGUCUUAGAAGCUGCUUGCCGUGAAGCCUUUGAGGAAGCAGGGGUGAAAGGAACACUAAGAGAAACUCCUCUGGGAGUUUGGGAGUUCAGAAGCAAAAGUAGCCAGAAAAUAGAAAGCCUGGAAGGAGGCUGCAGAGGGUACAUGUUUGCAUUAGAGGUCACUGAAGAGCUUGAGAGCUGGCCAGAGCAGCAAAACCGUGAUAGAAAAUGGCUAAACAUAAAGGAGGCAUUUAGACUGUGCCGGUACGAAUGGAUGUGUAGAGCAUUGGAGGAGUUUGUGAGAGUUAUGGAAGUUUCUGAUGAUGAUGAGGGUGGAAAAAUUGAGAUAGGAGGAGAAGAGAAAGGGGAGGCAUCUGCCAAUGUCAAUGCCAUGCCUAGUGUUCCUGCUGUGACAGAUCAUCAUGUGGUGGCUGAAUGUCAAAUAGUGUCCUCAAACUGUUGCAAAGAGAUAAAGCCGCCUUCUACUAGUCAACAACUGGUCAUAUCAUUCAUUGUCAUGGCACCUGGCUCUCAAGGGGUUUGCCAUUGAGUCAUUGACAUGAAUCAUGGUCACAUCCUUUCUUCCUGCUGGGCUUCAACUCUCAUCUCUCUAUGCCAUUGCCAGUAGUGUAGGCCAGUAGCCCCUUCAAUAUCUCAGUCUACUCCAUAAAUGUUUGGUGAAACCAUCUCAUUUUUAUCAGCUUUUAAAUUCUUCUUCUUUUUCUUCUUAUAUGUAGUAUGUAGAUGCAAACUAACUUCAACUUGAUGUAAAAUAUGUAUUUUAUGUAUAAAUGUAAGCUACAUUUCGAUAUCCCUGAUCACCUUAAUAUGUAUAUUAGCUCUUUCUCUC
Messenger RNA from Prunus persica (peach), 1551 nucleotides. Its product is annotated as nudix hydrolase 12, mitochondrial. NCBI's taxonomy places the organism in Eukaryota, Viridiplantae, Streptophyta, Magnoliopsida, Rosales, Rosaceae. Gene Ontology annotation, cellular component: cytoplasm; nucleus. Gene Ontology annotation, molecular function: pyrophosphatase activity. The record is from RefSeq and is a predicted model, not a curated record.